This is a messenger RNA of Lactuca saligna, 813 nucleotides long. The record is from the annotation of a GenBank genome assembly. Lineage: Eukaryota; Viridiplantae; Streptophyta; Magnoliopsida; Asterales; Asteraceae.
AUGGAUCUGAUACUGAUUGUUAUGAACUUACAGAUGACAACUAUUAAAAGGGCACUUCAGGAUGACAAUGAACCAAAUUCUGUUCAAAUUAUUUAUAAGUUAUUAUCAAGGAAGAGCAAAAAGAAGCUUGAAGAACUGUUACAUCAAUGGUCAGAAUGGCAUACUCUAGAAUGCUCUUUAUCUGAGUUAACAAAUUUUGGGCUGUCAAAGGUUGGCCUAAUUAACAGUAAAAAUGAUGUAUCUGGUCCAGCAGUGAGUGGCACAUCACUAUUGGACUAUUUGGCACCCAAGAUUCUUCUGGGAAAUGGACAUGGUAUAUUAGCGGAUUGGUGGUCUGUUGGUGUAAUACUAUUUGAGCUAAUUGUUGGCAUUCCUCCUUUCAAUGCAGAGCACCCUCAAAUGAUAUUUGACAACAUUCUCAACCUUCAAUCAUUGUGCAGAUUACUGAAAGAAGAUCCUAACCAGAGACUUGGAGCUAGGGGAGCAACCGAGGUGAAACAACAUCCAUAUUUUAGGGAUAUUAACUGGGAUACCCUUUCCAGGAAAAAGGCUGCAUUUGUGCCUUCAUCAGAGAGUGCACUGGACACAAGUUAUUUCACAAGUAGGUACACAUGGAAUAACUCAGAGCAGGUUAGGGCUUCCAGUUUAGUUCUGGGCUUUGUUUGCACAUUUCUAUUUAACAGUUCCAAGCAAACGCACAAGAAACAUAGCAUCUUUCCUAUCACUUUUAAGGUGUACAAUGUUGGAAUGGAGGCAACAGUUGUAUUGCAGCUUAAAGAAGAUGUGCUAGAAUAUUUUAGGCAACAAAGAUAG